CUUUUGUGGCGCAUAUCAGCGAUCAAGUUGGGUAUCGAUAGCGACCCGUCUCGCAUGGUAGUAAACAACACUCGAACGCGAUACCAGCAACCACAGGCCGAGCGCUUUUACCACCAAAUACUACACGUCUUGAUUAUUACCGAUACAAACUCAGACAGAAAUAUACCGGAAUUUUUGUUCCCUACGGAUAGAACGACCCGAGUAAGAGUCGUGCUGCAGAAUCCGUCACGAUUGCCGCUCAACAAGCACAACAAACCGCCCCUGGAUUAGAGCACAAUGGCGGCGCAGAAUUCGCCAAUUCCCACCAAGCGCCUUGAGCAGAUCGCCACCGAUGUGUGCAACAGCGUUCUGGAAAAUGUCGAGUACUACGAGCAUCCCAAGACGGCACAAUGGAAUGAGACAAUCAUUAACAAAAUGCUCAAAGCGGUCAUGUCGGAGGCCACGCCCGAGGGCGCCGCUGCGCCAGCCUACAAGUUCGCCAUCAACAGCGUCAUUGUCCAACACGUUGAUGGGGCGGCCAAGAAGGGACAAGCUGGCCGGCGCGGUAUGCACAGCGCAACGGGCGGGUACUGGAACGAGAAGACGGAUGGCAUGUGGAGCUACAAAUGGGACGGCGAAGCAAAGGGGCUGGACGUCGUCAUCAUGCUCAUCUGGAUCGCCGUGUAG
Messenger RNA from Chaetomium strumarium, 666 nucleotides. RefSeq names its product Tctex-1. NCBI's taxonomy places the organism in Eukaryota, Fungi, Ascomycota, Sordariomycetes, Sordariales, Chaetomiaceae. The transcript is spliced from 5 exons. Gene Ontology annotation, biological process: microtubule-based movement. The record is from RefSeq and is a predicted model, not a curated record. Gene Ontology annotation, cellular component: cytoplasmic dynein complex; cytoplasm. Bases 277 to 666 code for a protein of 129 amino acids. Gene Ontology annotation, molecular function: dynein intermediate chain binding.